CAGGCGCCAUUUUGUUCGCCUGUGAAGCUGAGAAGAGAUAAGUCCAGUCCAGGAGCGCCGACCACUCUACAUGAACCAUACCGAACAUACUUAAUUCCAGUCGGUAUAAACUGGUAAUUGUGAACGCUUUAUUUGAAGUGAUUGAACAUUUUUUUUAUUCAUUUAUUUACUUACUUUAGUUUAGUCUACUAGUCGUGUUAAAGUUAACAACAUGCUACCUGAAGUUAGCAUCAUGCUAUUCGAAAGCCAUUGAACGGCGUGUUAUUUUCACGUACACAGCUUUUAGAGUUAAAUCUAUAAAAAUUAUUUGUUCUUUACACGUUGUUUGUCUCAGUGUUUGUCAUCUAACAACCUUCAUAGUUAAACAAAUCACACCAGACACGACACUAAGGCCUAACAUGACGAAUGAAAAAAAAACAUAUUUGAUUUAAACAGUGGAUUUGUUUCAAAAUGUAUUUCAUCUUAAUCGAACUUAAGCGUUUUUCCGAAAUUCGAGUCUAAAUCGUUUUCGCUGUUUAAGUUUUGUUUUGUUUAUGAGCGUCUUGAUUAUGUUCUAUAUAUAUAUGUUUCAUCUGUAAAAAUGUGUCUGAAAUGUUUGAGAUUAAUAUGCGCGGAUUUUGUAAACCGCACCAUAAAUUUACAGGUGCAGAUGCAAAAUCCGCACAAUAUUUAUUCAGAUAAUACCAAUUUUAAAACUUGAUAAAUAUGAUUUAAACCACAAUGAACCAAAAUGAGUUAAAAUACAAAAUUGUCUUCACAAUCUGAAAUUGUGUGUAUUAUCUCUUUUUAUUGUGUCUCAACAUGUUUUAUAAAUCCAAAAACAUGCUGCCUCUCUUUUGAGAAUAUUUUCCAUGUCAAAAAGAAAUAUUGUGUUCCCAUCCUUAUUCAGAUAACCUAUUGUUCAGCAGAUGGGGAGUGUUUUUGUCUCUUCUUUUGAAAUGUAGGUUAUGCAAGAUCUUGUCCUUCAUUCCAGAGGAUAUGGAUAAUGAAUUAGCUUCCCUGAAGAUUGCUGCUUUUUUUUAAUCUCACCAUUGAUUUUUGGCUUUCCUCUAUUGGCCAUAUUUUUAAAAGUUCCAGUCUACCCCCUUUAAAUAUUCCAUCUGCCUUCAGGAGACGUAGAAGAGAUCCCUCGUUUUUUGUGUUUCCAACAUCUCCAAGAUAUCCAGUCCUGUUUUUUUUGCCCUCGGCUCUUCUUUUUUGACAACAUCUAGUUUGAGGAUUUUUUUUAAAACUCCCCCAAAACCCCCUCACCAGUCAAUUAACAACAGUAUUGGAGAAAAAAAAAAAAAAAAAAAAAAGACGGACAUUUUCCACCACCUGCCAAUUUUAACACAGCAGUCUGAUGGGAACAAGUCUCUAAGAGAGGCAAAAGUUGCCCCAUCUCCCCCUGUUCACUCUUUACUCAUCAGUCAAGUGUUCCUUCAGGAUCCACACAGUGCGGAGCGACUCUUCAAGAAGCGCUUGAGAUCACCAGGGAACGUCUCAGCCACUGCAGGGAGAUUCGCGUGGACCCUAUCGCAGGCGUCCCGGACGAGAUCCCAGCAUCACUGAAGAGCUCCUGACCUAGAAGACUACAUAUUUGUGCCGGAAUGACCAUGCAAGGAGAUGACUGCUACUUCUACUACUAUUCCACCUGUACUAAGGGUGACAGUUGCCCUUUUCGACACUGCGAGGCCGCUAUGGGUAGCGAGACGGUCUGCAACCUGUGGCAAGAGCAAAGGUGCUUCCGUGCCGUCUGCAAGUUUCGGCAUAUGGAAAUAAAGAAAAAUCGCAAGGAAAUCGCAUGCUAUUGGGAGAACCAGCCGGCUGGCUGCCAGAAACCUCACUGUGCUUUCCAUCAUGAGAAGCCGCGUGUCAUCGAUGGGAAUUAUUUUGCCCCAGACAAAGGGCAAGUAGUGCGAAAGGAGAAGGAAGAGACCUCACAUGAGGACCAAGUCAACCAAGUCCCUGCGCCCGCUGCAAACCCCACUAACCCACAGUUAAGAGGAGUCAUUCGAACUGACACCCAAGAGAAUGUCCCCAGUCCAACCCAUCCACCAGUGGUCAUCAACCCUGUCGAUGACGAUGAUGAAGAUGAUCAGUUCUCAGAGGAAGGAGAUGAAUCUCUUGGAGGAUCACCCCGGAAAAUGAUCACAAGCAAAACUACAUCUAAUUGUCAUGCAGAUGAUUCACUGAACUUUGGUAUCCAGACAUUAGAGGAGAUCAGAUUGAGGAAAGCCCUCAUGGCCAGUCUGAAGAAAUCUGGGCAGUCCGCUAUGCAAAGCUCUGCCCAAAACAAAGAUUCUGCUAUUGAAAAGGAAAACAUUCGAUCUCUCUCACGUCUGGAAGUUAACAAUGCCACCAUUGAUUCUUCUGUUAAUGAAAUUGGAAGAAGAAAAAUUGCAGACAGACUUGGGAAAAGAGUUUUAAAAAGAGAUGCGCCUGUGGAGGAAGACCAACCUUUAAAACGAAGCCUUGCUGAACGUCUCGGUGGAAUUGUUGAGUCUUCCACAGACGUGCUACCACAAAAAGCUCCAGUGCGUGACAGACUCGGAUUGACUGCCGCUCCGCCUAGCACCGACAGCGAGCCGAAAUCAUCUGGAGAUAUCCGUAUAAAAACCCUUGAGGAGAUUCGGCAAGAGAAGGCAGCCAGAAGCCUCAACACGAGUAAAGUUGUGCGUGUUGUGAAAGAAACGCCAGUGAAGGAGCUGAGCCCGUCCAAGAAAAGCAUCAAACCAAUUGGCGGACCUCAAGUUAAGACCUUCUCGGAAAUCCUUCACGAAAAGAAAAAAUUGCAGGAGAAAAAAGCCAAGGAAGUGAACACAGCCAAAAGCCCAGAGAGCAACGAAGGACCUUCCACUGCUGGAGCUGCAGUCAAGGCUCCUGUGACAGCUGGGGAGGUACGAGUAAAAACACUAGAGGAGAUACGCAGGGAAAAGGCAGCACGGAUGCAGGCGCAGCUUCAAGAGACCACAGACGAUAAGACCCCGACCUCAACAGAAGCAGAGUCAAGUGGACCUCCAAAGAGGCGCAUUCUACGCAUUAAUAAAUCCUCACCUGCAUCCACUGUGAGUCAGACAAAAUCAGAUGCACCUGAUGCGAAACCUGAAGCAGCUGCAGAGGCAAAUGGAAAAGACAAUCCCUCAAGUGAGACUGUCAAAGUGAAAACUUUUGAGGAGAUCAUGCGAGAGAAGAGACUCCGCAAGCUGCAGGAAGAGCAAGUCACCUCCAGCAACCAGAAAGACGCAGCACCUGCUGCCUCACCGCCACCAUCCUCUGAACCCUCUGCCCAGCCCCAAACCACAGUGAGACAGCGGGUUGCCCUCAAACACAGGAGCUCUCCGCUUCCUGCUGCUGUGGUGCCCCAGAAAAAAUCCCCUGAGCGCUUUGGAAACAAGACUCCAUUGAUAAACACACCGACUCCGUCGAACACACCAAAGCCCUCGACGUCCCCCGUGAUACCUGUCCAGCUAGCUGAGGGAACGAUUCAAACAGAGACAAAGGUAAAGCCCAAGGUGAAUGUGAAGCCAUCAGUAAUGAAGCCAGCACCCCAGCCUAGCCAAAAGAGGAAAGCUACAAAAGUUCAUUCUGCUGUUGCUGAAGUGAAACCUCUCAACACUGCCUGUCAAACACCUUCCUCGCUAGUUGCUCCCAACAAACGGCAUAGGGCAGCGUCAAUACCCUCUCCAGACGUUAACUCUGAAACUCAGCAGGUGCCUUCCAACACAGAGGAUGUUCAAAUGGUGCCUGUGAGCUGCGUUGAGCCCGCCAGUACUACAUCACCUGAAAUUGUUGCGGUCCCCCAAAGCCCUGUGAUCAAAACACCCAGCAUGCAGCGUUCUCGGCGGUCCAGCACUGCUACUUCUCGUACUCCUGCUGUUACCAGCUCAUCAGUGGAUGACUUUGAAGACCUGUUAGAUGAAUUUACUGACGAUCGCCUCGAGGAUGACUUGGAAUUGGAGUCGGGCAAGGGAGAGGACGACCUCCUUUUAGAACUCUCAGAGAUGAUUGACAGUUAGACAUGAGCGAUGUCAUCGGUUUACUUACGAAAACACUGCCGCUAUGAAUUUUGAAAGGACUGUGACAUCAUUUAACCCACAUUUUAAAUUAAGACUUUUAUUUUCAAACUCUAAUAGAUCUGUUUUAAUGUUCCUUUUAGAUUUUUUUUUUCCAAUUCUUGUCAAUGUAAAUAUGAUUUCUUCAUCAAAUAGUGCUUGAGAAACACCAGCUGUGGUGUCUAGGUUUUGUCCUUUUGUUUUCUUUUAGUUGACAACCUAAAGCUGUCAAAAAAGGAAAAAAAAAGUCUUAUUUAGCUGUUGAAGAUAUUAACAAGCCAUUGUAAGGCUUCCUCAGGUAUAAUGAUUGUAUUGGAAAUUGUUAUAGCACUAUCAUUCAUUAUGUAUUACAAAGACAGGACGUUUUCAGUUGUGUACUGUGUAUGCCGAGAAAAAUCACUUUUUAUUUUAGAGGCUUAUCAAGGCCACACCUUUCUUAGUCUUCAUUUUGAGUUACAUGCAUUCAUGAUCCAUUAAAUGUUCUUUGGCUGACAUUUUUGUUUUAACAGGUCUUCACUCACGUUUAAUCUAGUAUGUAGGCAAAACGUUUUAUGGCCCUGUUGUUUAUCGAUCUGACCGAUAAUUCCAAGUCAUGGCUUUGCUUUCCUUCCUCUCUUUCAUUUCAGCGUGAAUCGUCACAUUUUAUGCUACAUGAAAUUCCCUUGUGGACCAUUUACGUUUUCACCUUGUGAAAUAUGAAAUUAUUUUAGCAGUGAAUUUCCUUCUCAGACUUCUGAAUGAAACGUAAAUACAAAGCGGUGUUCUCAGGGAAAAUACUUCAGCUUUGCUAAUGUUCGCUUACUCUGUAUAUUGUGUUUACUUUGGAAAUGUCUCGGCCGUCCAUGUCUUAUUUGUUUUUAUUCACCGUAAUUGUGUGACAUCAUGCAUUAAGAACCUAAGAUGUGAAAUGUUACCGUUGCUGCGACGUCUGCCUUCUCUUUAUUUGCACCUCUUCAAAAUCAUCUUUGUAAAUAAAAUCUUUAUGAGAGAA
Messenger RNA from Labeo rohita (rohu), 5025 nucleotides. RefSeq names its product zinc finger CCCH-type containing 11A (gene zc3h11a). The transcript has 16 exons. The record is from RefSeq and is a predicted model, not a curated record. Gene Ontology annotation, molecular function: metal ion binding. Lineage: Eukaryota; Metazoa; Chordata; Actinopteri; Cypriniformes; Cyprinidae. Bases 1590 to 3998 code for a protein of 802 amino acids.